Aspergillus melleus is the source of this 955-nucleotide messenger RNA. Its product is annotated as aegerolysin family protein. The transcript has 2 exons. Gene Ontology annotation, biological process: symbiont-mediated hemolysis of host erythrocyte. Bases 264 to 761 code for a protein of 165 amino acids. The record is from RefSeq and is a predicted model, not a curated record. Lineage: Eukaryota; Fungi; Ascomycota; Eurotiomycetes; Eurotiales; Aspergillaceae.
CCGCAAAGUUUAAGGCAACCCCGCAAAGUUAGGUCAGCCCACUGGCCAACCGCGUCACACCACCACACGUCAUACGACCAUGGGAUACGGAAUGCAUGACCUCACGAGUCACCCCACUCGCCCGGCAUCCGGGGAGAAGUAUAAAUAUUGUAUUUCACACGCGACCUCCUUCAUGGGCUUCCCAGGACUCUGCUCCUAUCUGACGUUCAUACCAAACAAUCGUAUCUCACACUGACUCACUCGCACUUAUCGACAUUUUCAAUAUGUCUACUAUCCAGAAGAUGGCUUCCAUUGAGGAACUCAACAAGUACAACUCCCAAUGGGUGGAGUUUCACAUCCGUGACCACCUCGCCAACGGCGAGAUCAAUGUCCGCCAUACCGUCAUCGAAGGCGGCGAAUUCCACAACGCAGACACCUCCAAACCCAUGACCGAAGACGAUGUCGACGAGAUGACCAUCCCGUCCUACGGCGUCGGUGAGAUCUGCGCCCGCGGCAGAAGAGGCAGCGAAGGCCGUCUGGACCUGUUCCACGACGAGGAAAAGAUCUGCGAACUCCACUGGGACAACCGCCAGGAGAAUGGCUUUAAUUUAGUCGAGGUGCUGGACGGAAGUAAGUCGUACAGAGUGGAGCAUGGGGGAUGGAGCCCAGAGGCAGGACCUCUGGGCCAUGUGUACGUUGAUAUUUGGGAGAUGAAGAAGAAGCUCGAGGAGAAGAAGAAGUUGGAGCAGAAGAUCGAGGAGAUCGAGAAGACCAAGGUUUGAUUUUACGGCGUUUUUUGAGACUUACCAGCGUGGGUGGGGUGUUUUAUCGGAUUUUGUUUCGGGGUUUCGUUUAUUUGCAUUGUCUAUCUACCUCGCAUCGACAUUAACGCUGGAAGUGAUGUUGCUAGUAACUAGGGAAAUUGUCUACCCGUGUAUCAAGAUGAACAAUAAUAACUUAUUUGAAAACGAGCAAG